GGUGGUAAAUCUGGUUGGAUGAAUAACCUGAACCUAUCUGAAAUGAGAAUAUCUAUGUCAGCUUUGAUUUUUCUAGUCUUCACUUUAGUACUCUCAAUAUUCGUGGCUAACGUCGCUGAUUUCAUUGACGUUGAUACCCAUGCCUUUGAUCAGGCCUCGGUUCCCAAAAGGUUCCACCCUGAAAAAUCCUUGAGACAGAGGCCAGAGAAGUACGAUGUGGACGAUUCGUUUGAAAACAUUAUGUGGUUCUUGCAGAUAUCAGAUAUACAUAUAAGCAUUUUUCAAGACCUAUCGAGAAUUACAGAGUUCAAAGAAUUUUGCGACGUCACUGUUGGUACUAUACAGCCCUAUGUUGUCCUGGCUUCAGGUGAUCUUACCGAUGCAAAGACUAGAGACAAAAUGGGGUCGAGACAAAUCAUUGAAGAAUGGCAGCACUAUAAAAAUGUUCUCGAUGAAACCAAUAUUGUCAAGAGGACGAUAUGGCUCGAUGUUAGGGGUAAUCAUGAUAAUUUUAACAUUCCUCAUUUCGACUCAAAGAAUAAUUAUUACCUGAAUUAUUCGGUACAAGGAAAGCUUCAUCCACGGUCUUAUAUGCAUCAGAUUACAGUUGACUCUGAAAAGUACAGUUUCAUAGCCAUCGAUGCUUGUUUGGAACCAGGACCACGACGUCCCUUCAAUUUUGUUGGUAUGCUCGAUCGAAGGGAAAUUGAAAGGAUACAUCAAUUAGCGAAUGAAUCAAAGCAAACAAAUGGGAAUUUUAUUAUCUGGUUUGGCCACUAUCCUACUUCUUGUAUACUAGCUCAGUGCAAUGAUGGGGUUAGAAAUAUUUUAGGUAAUUAUAAAGAGAGCAUGGUCUACCUCUGUGGGCAUUUACAUAUGUUAGGAGGUGUAGUGCCCAACAUGUACACGUUACAGUAUCCUGGCUUCCUCGAACUAGAAUUAGCUGAUUGGAUGGACAAUAGGAUGUAUCGACUUGCUGCUAUAGAUCACGGUCAGUUUUCCUUCACUGACAUAAAGCAUCGAGAUUGGCCUGUGGUACUGAUUACGAAUCCAAAGCAUGCGUUGUUCAUGAUGCCACAGAAAGAAAAUGUACAAUCUAUGAUUGAGUCUACGCAUGUCAGAGUGUUAGCUUUCUCGGUGGCUCCAGUAAAAUCCGUUGAGGUGCAGAUCGACGAAGGCGCUUGGAUGCAAUGUCGACAUGCAAAAGGGCCCCUUUAUGUCACUGCAUGGAAUUCUUCCUAUUAUAAAAGUGGAAUCCAUCGUAUUCAAGUACGGGUUUUGGAUGAAGAUGGUAGAAAAAAAGUGGUAUUUCAGCCGUUUUCUCUGGAUGGUAGUCGGUUGACCUUCAAGAUUUUACCAAGGUUGAUUCUUAUGUCGAACGUCAGCCAUUUAUUUCAGUCACUGUUUGCAAGUGUGUUGCUGAUCAUGAUUGUUCCAUUAUGUGUACUUCGUCUACUUCAUUUUAUGUACAAAGGCAAACGUUUACGUCAGCCCAGAGUUCCAAUCAAAGUAUUCCAAUGGUGGUACCGGAAAUUGUGGAUUUUGUCAACCGUUGACAGAUUGUUCUUCCCAUUAGUACUUUAUGCAUUAUAUUUGACAAUUGGGCCCUGGGCAAUCGGAGAAGUAAUUGAAAACCAUGUAGGAGUGAUCUUCGCCUGGGGAAUUUUCGUGGCCAACUCAUUUUUGCCUGGCUCCUUUACAUAUGCUUAUGGUUUCUUUCAAUUAUUCACCUUCCAUUUGCCCCUGGUAUUAAUGCUGGCCCAUCGCAUCGACAGAAGAUUAAGAGAAAUCGAAAAGCCGCCGAAGAAGUCUCCAACGUUUCUGCAAAGGUUGUGGAGCCACGUACCAUUCUUUGCGCUCGUCGCUCUGCAAAUCAGCAUGGUGUAUUUCUUCUGGCUGGCAUAUGGAACAAUAGCCACGGUCCUCUGCCCUUUGAGAACGUGGAGUAUAUUUCUGGCAGCUUGGCUAUGGCACCAGACGCAUGCUAUGCCGCAAAGCUGUUUGAGGUCAGCAGCUACAGUGUGGUCGUCGAGAGAGCCUCCUGUACGUAGUGUCACCAAUCCCAACAGAGGGAGCAUUUACAAUUGUAUAAUGGCGUGAGCAUUUAGCAACGACCCUAAUUUAAUUUUCCGAGUAAGACGGAUCGUUGCAUUCUCGGGCUUUGUUUACACCGAUCACUCGGUGCCCGUACUAUAGGCAUACUUUUUGUCAAACUCUCACAAGGAGAGGAGCAGGUGUGGUCGCUCAGAUAUUUACAGUACUUUGUUAUUUUGUAGUUCUCAUUGUAUAAAACUAUUUGCCAAAGAGAUCACGCGCACCUCUCAGGAAUUUUCCAGAAAUAAUCGCUUAAAUAUUUAAUAUAUACCUCAUAAGGACAUGGGUUAUAGUAAUUUUCCAAGCGAUGACAGCCUAGCAUAAAAUUACAGGUAACCUAGUAACGUAAUGUAGCGUGAUAAAUGUAAUUUUAUCCUCCUGUCCUGUUGUUUACGAGUAUCUUUUAGUUAUUCCUAUCUCUUUUAAUAGGGGUUUGCAAUUUCAUGAGAAAGAAAUAGAAAAAUGAAAUUACAUAUGUAAAAAAGAAAAAUGCAGUUACAUACGAAAUAAAGUGCACCAAGUGGGAAUUGAACCAGCGCUCCGGCAAUUCGAGGCCUGGCGCCUUGUUCACUAGGCUAUCAGCCGCUUCGAAAGUCGUUAGUAACCCAUGUUCCAAUGAUGUAUAUACUAAAUAUUUAAGCCAUUUUUUUUUCAUUCUUGAGAUCUUUUGACGAAUAAUUCUAAUACAUUGAGCCCUACAAAAUAACAAAAUAUUACGAAAUUUUGAGACGGUCCUCUCUUUAGCAGUUUAAGCGGCGAUGGUACGACGCCUUGGUGUAGUGGUGGACAUGAAUGCCUCUCAGGUGGAUAUGGUGCCGUCAGUGGAUGAUGGAAAAGCAUUUGUCAGACAGCGCACACCAUCGUUUACAUUGACAGUUUAAUAAUGAACGCCAUUAAUACGCUUUUAGUACGUGUACCAAGUAAUGGGUAUAAAUUAAGCCAAGGGCCAUGGGUAUGGAUCAAGUCAAGAGUUCCCCCCCCGCGCUCAGCAAUAAAGAAUUAAAAAUGCUGAGGAGUCGACCCUCCCCGUUUAUCGUCUUGGCGGUGUAUAGCAAUGCAUGGGUCUUGCAUCUAAUGAUUUCGAUGCCUUUGUAUCACCCUACAAACAAUUAAUAUGUAAUAUUAAAUUGGGGAGUUUACAUGA
Orussus abietinus is the source of this 3238-nucleotide messenger RNA. RefSeq names its product transmembrane protein 62. The record is from RefSeq and is a predicted model, not a curated record. Lineage: Eukaryota; Metazoa; Arthropoda; Insecta; Hymenoptera; Orussidae. Gene Ontology annotation, molecular function: hydrolase activity. The transcript has 13 exons. Bases 19 to 2100 code for a protein of 693 amino acids.